CAAGGCCAAUAAUUCACUCAUGCAAUAUAUCCGUCUUCGACUGGGUGCUACUAGCAACUUAGGAAUUCCCAUACAAUGGAAUAUUCGGCUAAUGGCCUCGACCCCUACGGCUGGUCGGCGUUCGCACCCUCAUAUGGAGAGAGCACAGAUUGGCGCUCAGUACCCACUGAAAAAGAACUUGCCCAGCUUCAUGAAGAAUUCUGCGGCCUACUGGCAAAAAACCAUGUUCAGGAUCGGAUUAGGGGAUAUGUUGAGGAAUACCUUUACCCAAACCUUCAGCCGCCAGAAAUAAAGAUCGAAUUCGGCAUGACUCGCUUCCAAGGACCCUACACAGAUGCGUUAUGCGACGCAACCUAUACGCCUACUAUAUAUAUAAGCGUUUGCGACAACUUUCAGGGAUUGCUCGACCUGAAGAGAGCCAUGGUAUGUCAGGGAAUUGUGGAACGCCCUGAUAAAGACUACAACCAACUAUCGGAUAUAGAGAGGGAUUGGAGAACGAGGAAGUAUUGGGUAGAGAGUGCGAUAAGCCAGAUUUACCAACCACUGAAGAAAGUCACCAAUGAAAAGGGGGCUAAGUUGAGAGACAUGACUUGCAAUAUCCGAUUCACCGAGCCUUCGAAGCACUUAUAUCAAUCGUUCACUUCUGAGUUGGGGAUGGUAUACCGAGUACCGAGGACCGGCUGA
Xylaria bambusicola is the source of this 684-nucleotide messenger RNA. RefSeq lists its product as uncharacterized. Lineage: Eukaryota; Fungi; Ascomycota; Sordariomycetes; Xylariales; Xylariaceae. Bases 76 to 684 code for a protein of 202 amino acids. The transcript is spliced from 2 exons. The record is from RefSeq and is a predicted model, not a curated record.